This is a messenger RNA of Hypomesus transpacificus, 1316 nucleotides long. It is a transcript of the gene echdc3, whose product is annotated as enoyl CoA hydratase domain containing 3. Gene Ontology annotation, molecular function: hydro-lyase activity. NCBI's taxonomy places the organism in Eukaryota, Metazoa, Chordata, Actinopteri, Osmeriformes, Osmeridae. Gene Ontology annotation, cellular component: mitochondrion. The record is from RefSeq and is a predicted model, not a curated record. The transcript is spliced from 6 exons. Bases 47 to 937 code for a protein of 296 amino acids.
CUGUCCAAUACAAUUUCUUGCAUGACAGUGGACCGUCCGUCUAAACAUGGCUAGAAACUUGUUAUACCGAGCUGCUGAUGUCGUCCAGCUCUGCAGGUCGACACUUCUGACCGGGGCACGUCCCCUAAGCACACAAACCCAAAUGGAUCCGCUUACUGUCAGGCUCCAAAAAAAUGGAAUAAGGAAUAUUACGCUGAACAAUCCCAGGAAGCGGAAUGCUUUAUCCCUUGCAAUGUUGGACUCCCUGCGAGAGGACAUUCUAGCUGACAUCGACAGCGAAGACCUCAGGGUCAUCAUCAUUUCUGCAAAGGGCCCUGUGUUUUCUUCUGGACAUGACCUGAAGGAAUUGACGUCAGCACAGGGAAGAGAGUACCACAACAACGUGUUCCAGACCUGCUCAGAGGUUAUGACUUUAAUUCAGGAGAUCCCUGUGCCUGUUAUUGCGAUGGUAAAUGGGGUUGCCACGGCAGCAGGUUGCCAACUUGUUGCAAGUUGUGACAUUGCCGUGGUAACAGAGAAGUCCACCUUUGCUACUCCAGGAGUCAACGUGGGUCUGUUCUGCUCUACACCAGCUGUGGCCAUAGGGAGGGCUGUACCCCAGAAGGUCGCAAUGGAGAUGCUGUUCACAGGAAGUCCAAUCUCGGCCCAGGAUGCUUUGCUGCAUGGGCUGGUCAGUAAGGUGGUUCCCGAGGAGCGUCUGGAGGAGGUGACAAUGGAAAUGGCCAGACUUGUGUGUCAGACCAGCCGUCCUGUCGUAGCGCUUGGCAAGGCUACUUUCUAUAGACAGAUGGCCCAGGGUCGAGAGGCUGCCUAUGCCACCGCCUCCAGGGUCAUGGUGGAUAACCUGUCUCUGAUAGACGGGCAGGAGGGCAUACGCGCCUUCUUCGAGAAACGGAAACCCGUGUGGACGAACAGCAUGGACAAGGCUCACGAGUGAUGGUGUCCGAGUGGGUUCUAGAAUUCUCCAUCAUUGGGUCCACCAACAGAGGGAGACAGCCAUUGAUGCCCUAGGGUUGUGCACCACAUUUUCUGAUUGAAGGGUUUUGACAUACAGAACAUGGGGACAAAUUAUGUCAACACUCAGCUGUACAUAUGUAGACUAAAGGUUUUGUUCCUGUGGUCUUAUUGAAUCAUCAUUUACUGUAAUAGUAGAGUAAGCCAUCAGUCCACUGGCUCAAGAUGUUUUAAGAUGGGAUCUGUUUUGAUUCAAUUGCUGCUGAUUACUAUUGUACCAAGGGUGUUGCUGCACUUUCUGUAAUGUGUGAGUAGAAGGAAGGAAAUACAUCUUUGAGAAGGUAAUGGAGUGCAUUAUUAAA